GUUAGAGGGCGCAAAUUUUUCUCAGCGGUAGUCAUAGAGGGCGAAAAUGUAUAUUGCUGUUUUUGAAUCUGGCAGUAACUUUUACUGUAAUCGUUUUAACGCCGGUAUUUGGCCAUUUCGAUUUUGUCCGGCUUUUGUGUGAGACGUUUCGAGGUUCAAAGAUGGCACCAAUGUCGAUUUUCGUUGGAGGUUUAGGUGAAGAUACACAAAAAGAAGACCUAGAAAGAGAAUUCAGUAGAUUUGGUAACUUGACCAAGGUUUGGGUUGCUCGUAAUCCACCUGGAUUUGCAUUCAUCGAUUUUGAGAAUGAUGAUGAUGCUAAUGAAGCUAUUAAAGAAAUGAAUGGUGCCACUAUCAAUGGUGCAGAGAUCAGAGUUGAUGUUUCUCGAAGUGGAGGCCGCAGAGGUGGAGGAAGGGGAGGUAGAGGUGGAUUUAGAGGUAGAGAUGGCGGAUUUUCUCGUGGAGGACGAGGAGGUUAUGAUUCGGGCUUUAGACGAGGAGGUGGUGGCGGAAGAGGCUUCUCCCGUGGUGGUGGAGGUCGUGGAGGGGGUGGCCGAUAUUUUGGAGAUUCGUAUGGUUCAGGCUAUCGUAGCAGAUCUCCUGUGGGUCAGAGAAACGAUAGCUGGUAAAACCUUCAAUUUAGCUGCUACUUUCCAUGGACUUACCAUCUGUUUUACACUGGAAUUUGUCUAAUGUUUCCAGAAUUUUCCAUCUUUCAUGAGUGUAUGUUCAGUCUUUUGUUUGUGUAUUCAUUGACAUUCGGAUGCCGCAUUGUAUUAUAGACAUUACCUCAUUUAUGUUUGGCUGUUUGUAUUCAUGUAAUAAAAUAGUCCCAAGUUUUUGUAUUCAUUCAAUCAUUAAAAUUUCAAAAAAUUAAUGUCUUUUA
Molecule: messenger RNA, 886 nt
Organism: Stegodyphus dumicola
Lineage: Eukaryota; Metazoa; Arthropoda; Arachnida; Araneae; Eresidae
Product: RNA-binding protein Rsf1-like
Molecular function (GO): RNA binding
Source: RefSeq, a predicted model, not a curated record